AUCACAGCUGGUUAUAUAUCCGCGCUGACGUCACAAUGAAGAAGGCACGACCGUCUGCUUGUCACGUGAUCAUCUCCGAUCUGCGCUCGUGGACGUCUGCAAAAUGGAGGACCGUGAAGCUAAAGAACCAGAGCAGCUCAGGAAGCUGUUUAUUGGGGGUUUGAGCUUUGAAACCACUGAGGAGAGUUUACGGGCCCAUUUUGAGCAAUGGGGGACACUCACGGACUGUGUGGUGAUGAGGGAUCCCAACAGCAAGAGGUCAAGAGGGUUUGGCUUUGUAACAUAUGCCGCGGUACCAGAGGUUGAUGACGCCAUGAAAGCAAGGCCUCAUAAAGUCGAUGGCCGUGUUGUUGAACCGAAGAGGGCUGUGUCCAGAGAGGACUCCAAUAAACCAGGUGCUCAUCUGACCGUGAAGAAGAUCUUUGUCGGCGGUAUCAAGGAGGACACUGAGGAGUACCACAUCCGAGAGUAUUUCGAGAAAUAUGGGAAAAUCGAAUGCAUUGACAUCAUGGAAGAACGCUCCACCGGAAAGAAAAGAGGAUUCUGCUUUGUCUCGUUUGAUGACCAUGACACCGUAGACAAAAUUGUUGCCCAGAAAUACCACACAAUCAACUUCCACAACUGUGAGGUCAGGAAAGCUCUGUCAAAACAGGAAAUGAGUUCCAUGUCCAAUAACAGGGGCAGGAGCGGAGGAUCUGGAAACUUCAUGGGUAGAGGUGGUAAUUUUGGAGGUGGUGGCAACUUUGGCCGUGGUGGUUAUGGUGGAGGACGUGGUGGUUAUGGUGAUGAUUUUGACAAUGGUCCAGGAGGAAAUUAUGGUGGAGGACCAGGUUAUGGAGGAGGUCGAGGAGGCUAUGGAGGUGGUGGUGGUGGCGGCCCAGGGUAUGGGAACCAGGGUGGUGGCUUUGGUGGCAGCUGUGAUGGAGGUUAUGGGGGUAAUGACGGAGGAUAUGGAGGGGGUGGAAAUUACAAUGACUUUGGAAACUAUGGUGGACAGCAGUCCAGCUAUGGACCCAUGAAAGGGAACAACUUUGGUGGCAGAAACUCGGGUGGAGGACCCUACGGCGGAGGCUAUGGCUCCGGUGGUGGCGGCGGAGGUGGCUAUGGCUCACGGCGAUAUUAAUUAUUUCAUGUUUUGAUGUGGAAAGAGGCAUUCUCUUCUUGCUGAAAAUCUGUAAAGACCUGAUAACAUGGAAGGUUCUGGAUGGGUAAGACUUUUUUCAAAAUAUUAUAUAAGGCUGCUCAUAUUGUAAUCUAACAGUGCACUGAGUGGUUAUGACAAGGUGCAGGGGUCUUUUGACGGUAAACCGAGCAGGAUGACAUCCAGUGUUGCUGCACUUUGACCGGAAUCAGACUGAGCUUCUUACACAGCUUGGUAUUCUAUGAAGGCAAAAGUGUAUUGUGUUUUCAUGCUUAUUUAUUUAUUUAUUUAUUUAUUUAUCUAUCUUCAAUAUCACUCAGUUAAUUUUAAUGAAACAAGCCUGGGGUGCCAAGGUUACCAUACUUCCAAGAAAAAAAUAAUAUGGAAGAAAGCCAAACAACCAUUGAGUCAUGCAGUAUGAAACUAUAGAGAUCAAAAAGUCGUUAUCGGAUCUAUAUAAAUCAUGUAAGCGAACUUUAAACUGAAGGAGCUUGAUCAUUGCUAGUUAUUGCUUGAUCAUUGCUAGUUAUAGUAGUGAAAUGCAGAAUACUAUGUCAUAAAAUUUAAAAAGGCUGACAAUCAGCACUUUGACCAGCCUGAUUUUGAAGCAACAUGAAACAAGGUCAGAUCCUUUGUGCGAAUGACAGGGAUAAAAUAAUGUAAUAAACAUGAUCCUAUGUGUCAGGCCAGGUGUCAGGGUAACACAAUAUGGCAAGCAAACUGCCUCAACUGAGAGGAACGGUGGUCACAAGUUGAAACUAAUAAAACUGGGAUGGGACAAACACAUUAAACUGAUUAUUUAAAAACUAGUAAUUCAUGUAUUGUAAUGUGAGUUUGUAUAGGUGAGAACCUUUUCAUGACCUCCUACUCGUUCCCCAGUGGGGACAUUUUUUGAGGUUUCCUUAAAAAAACAAAACAGGAACUGACCUUUUGCUACAGUACUUUUUGUAAAUUGUUUGUUAGGCUAUUUAAACAUGUGAGGUUGGAGAAAUCAAUUGAAUUCAACAUCUUUUAUACUAAAUUACAUCAACAUUUUGUUAGACAUGUAAUGUUAGGGCUACAAAUCUAAUGUUAUGCAUUUUAAUUGAUCUGCACAUUAAAGAUUUCACACAUCAACACAGUCUGAAAUCAGACAAAAUAUUGCCUGAAGAUGUUUUCCAAUCUGUUGCAGGAUAGUAUUUGUAUUUGUGGAAUGACUAACUUCUUUACACAGAAUAAAGUGAAGCUUGACUGUAAUAAAACUCUGUGUGAAUGAACUGUUGACUUUUGAGAAGAAUAUGUAAAUGUUACGUGUGACUUGUGUUCUUAAAUAAAAAUGUGUUUCAUGAA
Messenger RNA from Scomber japonicus (chub mackerel), 2470 nucleotides. It is a transcript of the gene hnrnpa3, whose product is annotated as heterogeneous nuclear ribonucleoprotein A3. The transcript is spliced from 11 exons. The record is from RefSeq and is a predicted model, not a curated record. Bases 104 to 1123 code for a protein of 339 amino acids. Gene Ontology annotation, molecular function: RNA binding. NCBI's taxonomy places the organism in Eukaryota, Metazoa, Chordata, Actinopteri, Scombriformes, Scombridae.